Messenger RNA from Aspergillus sclerotioniger CBS 115572, 1137 nucleotides. Its product is annotated as HECT-type E3 ubiquitin transferase. The coding region runs from base 1 to 1137 and encodes 378 amino acids. The record is from RefSeq and is a predicted model, not a curated record. Lineage: Eukaryota; Fungi; Ascomycota; Eurotiomycetes; Eurotiales; Aspergillaceae. Gene Ontology annotation, biological process: protein monoubiquitination; protein polyubiquitination; proteasome-mediated ubiquitin-dependent protein catabolic process. Gene Ontology annotation, molecular function: ubiquitin conjugating enzyme binding; ubiquitin protein ligase activity; cyclin binding. The transcript has 4 exons. Gene Ontology annotation, cellular component: nucleus; cytosol; ubiquitin ligase complex.
AUGGAUGCAUCAUUUCAUAUCACCGACCUCACCAUCACCCUCUCCGACACCCGACGCUCUAUCUCCGUCUCUCUUCACAAUGACGACCCUGUGACCCUGAAACUCCCCGCACGCGUCACCCAAACCUCCCACCGCAUCCUCCACCUCCACCCCAGCACCCUCCCCCAGACACAACCAGGUGCCAAACAAGGCCAAUACUCGUUCCGAAUGCAGGUCGACGAAACAGACAAUGACAAUGCCGCUCUCUUCAAGGUUGAUGAUACCUUGGAUGGGUUUGUUCCCUGGACGGCGACGGAUAUGUCCCCUGCGACGAGGUUACGGUGCUUGGCGUGCGGGGAGGGGGUUCUGGAUGAGGGGAAAGUGUGGAAGGAUCUGCCGAGUGGGAAUUGGGCUGAGAUGAUGGAUUUCUGGCAUUGUCAUAAGCCGGAUCUUCCUAAGGAGGCAGAAAAGAGUGAGGGGGAUGGGGAGGACCCGAAUGCGCUGGUGAAGGGGUAUGGGGCUGCGAAUCAGGUGGUUGCGAUGGAGGGGUCGGUGUUGGUGGAUAUCCCCAACGAAGACACCACCCCAACGACCACCACCAUCAACUGCUCAACCUGCUCCACCCAACUCGGAAUCCACGACCCCAUCACCACCGGCCACCGACUCUUCAAAACCCGCCUCUCCGCCUCCUCCACCUCCUCCACCUCCACCUCCCCAGACGAACCCACCACCACCACAACAACAACCUGGUCCCACCACCCCCCCGAGACCAUAAUAUCCGCCCAACUCCUCGAACUCAUCGAACGCGAAAGCACCCGCAGAUUCAUCCUCCACCACGACCACAAAACCGGCCUUCUCAUAUGGAUCUUCAACCCAACUCUCCACUACUCCAACUCCACCCCGACGCACAGCAUCUCCUCCCAACGCGCCAUGAAAGUGUUCUUCCGGGACUUGACCGAGGGUGAAAUCGAGGACAUGUUGCAUCCGCAACGAGGAAGCGUAUCUUCGUUGGCGGUGGAGGAGGUGAGAUUGUUGAGGGAGGAGUUUCUGGGGUUUAGGGAUGUGUUGCGGGGAAGUAAUGGGUUGUUGCCGGUUGAGGCGAGGGUGUUUAGGGAGUGGAGGGUGGGGUUGGUGGGGAGGUUUGAGAGGAAUUAUUAG